AGCCAAUUAGAUUCUUAUCCCCGUAAGGGCGAAGUAAAAGGGGAGAGGAAAGGGGCAGAGGUGACAAAAGGAUCUUGUGGCCUCAUUGAGCGACACUUGCUCAUACACUGGUCUCUCGGGAAGCAGGAUAAAAAUGUUUGCGAAAGCAACUAAGAAUUUCCUGAAAGAUAUCGAUGCUGGUGGUGGUCUGAUACCUGUAUUCAGCCUGAAUGAUUCCGAUAAGGCACAACUUCUUUGUGUGGUGGCAAAAACCAGGAGAUUCUGGCGCUGGCAAAAACCAAAGUACCACUUUUCAUCAUGUUUCUGCACACUGAGCGACUUAAUGACAGACGAGAGGGCAAUAAAACCAGUUGUCGUGGAGUCAGAAUUUGUUACAUAUGAAGGGACAUUUGGAGACACUAUAAAAGGCAAUAUUGGAGCUGAAGUUGGAGCCUUGCAGAUGAAUACCUCUGGUUGUGGAUUUGUCGAAAACCAGUCCUCUUUUGGCACACUAAGAAAACAAGAAGUUGAUAUGCAGCAUGUCAUGAAGGAUGUGCAAGACCGGUAUUGCUAAUCUUUUUCUUGUCUCUUUAACAUUUAGUAUACAGUAUAUAUUGUAUUACUGUAUAAUACCUGUAUGUUCUGCUACACUAGAGUAUGUUUUCUGCACUUUGUGCCCUGCCUUGCUGCAGAUCUUUGUGCUCCAAAAUGGAGUGCAAAGACCUGUGUUUACCAAUGAACACAAUGCAUCCUGCAUUCAGAAGCCCUGUAUUCUUGAGGACACAAUGGAGCUGUGUACUUAACGGCAUAAAGGAGAGUGCCACCUUGUGACUGCCAGUGCAGCAGUCUGUAAUUUAUGCCAGAUUUUUUAUACAAACCAAAAUGCAGAGCAAACACAGUGCCCCUGCCACAAGUCUAAAAUGAACUUAACUAGAGUUUAACAACAGCAGUGUCUGAAUUGACUGGCAGUUGAUUUUUUUAACAUUAAUAACAGCCUUAGACAAUAUUAUUAUACUGCUAGGCCAGUGAAAUAACAGCCAGAUAGCAACACAGAGGCAAAAUUAUCAAGGGUCAACGUUUUUUUUAACUCGCAUGUAUUCGAUUGUACUCGGAAUUCGAUCAUUCAACUAUUUAUUAAAGGACAAGGAAAGUCUAAAAUAGAAUAAGGCUAGAAAUGCUGUAUUUUGUAUACUAAACAUAAACAUGAAUUUACUGCACCACAAGCCUAAUAAAACAAAUGAUUUAUGCUUUCAAAGUUGGCCACAAGGGGCUGUCAUCUUGUAACUGUUAUACAGCUUUGCACAUGCUCAGUGUGGUCUGGGCUUCUUAGGGAUCCUCAUAAAUUAUCAAAACUACACGUCAAAUAAUAUCUGCCAGAAGCCGAUACAGCAAGACUGAUUAAUAAUCAGAAUAUGCAGAAUGCACUGGGUUCUGUGUUGUCAUGAAAUCUAAUGUGGAUUUUAUAGUUUUUGUAUUGUUUAAAGGACAUGUAAACCCCCCCAUAAAAAUGUAAUCAGUGAACGGCCUCUUUGAAAUCUUUAGAUAACUGCCACUCUGGUUGUUAAAAGGUUAACAGUAAGGAUAUAUAUGUUUUAGGUGGCGAAUAGUUGAAUUCCUAAAGGGGAAAAACUAAUUUUUAAAAAAUACUCAAAUCGAGUUUGGAUAAUUUCCUAGUCGAAUAUGACAGGUUUGACCAUAAAAAAAUAGAAAAUUCGAAUUUUCUAUUUGACCCUUAAUAAAUCUACCCCUUAUACAAGGGACUGAAAAUAUAUUUUAAGGCAUUUGGUGUGCGGUAGAAACACUUCCUGGCAAUGUUGGGUUAUUGGAAGCAACAGGCCAUAGGGAAUUAAGUUCUUUUGGGCAGGGUCAUCUCUGCCUCUUGUAUAGAUUAUUCUUGUAUACAUUAUUGAUUGUCUUUUGCAUGUAAUCUGUAUGUUCAGCUUUGCAAAAUAUGUUGGUGCUUUAUAAAUGUUUGUUGAUUAUAAUAAGGGAGAGAUUAUCUUUUUUAAAGAUGAGCUGAAGCAACCAGUCCAUGAAGCUGUACCUUGAAAGUUGAGAUUUGUUAUAUUUGUUCUGUUCAUCAUAAAUGUAUGUUAAUAAAGAGAAAAUGAGUGUUCCUGGAA
Molecule: messenger RNA, 2102 nt
Organism: Xenopus laevis (African clawed frog)
Lineage: Eukaryota; Metazoa; Chordata; Amphibia; Anura; Pipidae
Gene: gsdme.L
Product: gasdermin E L homeolog
Exons: 3
Coding region: 134-553 (139 amino acids)
Biological process (GO): programmed cell death
Cellular component (GO): cytoplasm; endomembrane system
Source: RefSeq, marked provisional